This is a messenger RNA of Phoenix dactylifera (date palm), 2077 nucleotides long. Its product is annotated as phosphoribosylformylglycinamidine synthase. Lineage: Eukaryota; Viridiplantae; Streptophyta; Magnoliopsida; Arecales; Arecaceae. The record is from RefSeq and is a predicted model, not a curated record.
AAACGAUUCCCAAAUUCCUUCCCCAACUACGCCGCGACCCGCAAGCUAUAUUAUAUAAACUUUGCCGCUCCUCCUCCUCCGCCAAUUUCGCUGGGGCCAAUGAGCACCGCCGCGAGCUCCGCUACUCCGUCUGCGGUUCUCUUCCUCCACGGUCACCGGCGGCCGCGAACUCUGCUCCUCCUACAACGACGACGACCCACUCCUACCCCCUCCCUCUCUAUCUCCAUCUCCUCCUCCCUCUCCCGCCGCCGCGGCCGCGGCCGCGCCCGGGGCCGCCGCCGCCGCCCCCCAGACCCCCAAGGGAGCUCCAAACCCUCGCCUUCCGACCGAGAUCUCGAGCUGUCGAUCGACUUUGAUGCCGCCUCCGCCCGGGUCACGGCGGCCCUGACGCGCCUCCGCCGCUCAUCCGAGGCGAAGCUCCGCCUCUUCCUCUCCUCCGGCGCGGAGGCCUACCACGACCUCCUGACCUCUGUCCAGGUCGAUCGCGGCCACCACGUCGUGUUCUCCUGCCGCCAGUCUUCGCUUCUCUUCGUGGCGAAUCUGUUCAUCUGGAGCUUCGCGGCGGUUCUUGCAGCUAGGGUUUUAGGGAGGCUGGUAUCGGGGUUAGGAUUGGGGUUUCGGACCGGGUGGUGGUCCGGGGACGGGAUGGUGGUCCGGAGGGAUCGGAGCCUCGGCGGGAGGGAGGUUGUGGUUGGGAGGAUGAUUAAGGGGAGGGAAGUGGAGAAGAGUUCUAGGGUUUCAGGGAGCCCUCUUUCGCCUCCGAGAGGUGCUGAGGUCAACGUUGGGCGGAAUGCAUUGCGAAGACCUGUGCAGAAGCAAGAGAAGCUGCCUAAGUGGUGGCCGGAUUUGAUUUCCUCUCCGAUGGUUGUGGUAGGAAAGGAGGAGUUCCAAAGGGAAGCUAAUAGACUAGUCCGAGCAAUAAUGGAUAAUAGAAUGAGCGGGAAGGACUAUAAAGAUGAUGAUAUUAUUCAACUUCGUAAGAUAUGCAAGAUUUCUGGUGCAAAGGUCUCCUUUGAAACAGACUAUGCACGUGAUUCCUAUUAUCGGGCAUCAGUGGACUUUGUUCUGAGGACUUGCAGCAGAGUAAAAGCACCCUCUGACAAUGUUCAAAUCGAUGGUGAGGAGGCCAGGCAAUUCAUUUCUGGACUUGCUGAUAAUAUUGGACUUCAGAAUAUUCGUGCUGCUACACUUGUGCGUGCAGCUGUUGCAGCCCACACACGUUCAUGCUUUCUGCAGUGUUGGGCAUUGGAAAUCCAAGGGAAACAUUCUGAAGCAUUGGAGGAAGUAUCAAAGAUCUGUAGAAUUUAUCAGAUUUUCCCCCCCGAAGAACAUUCACCAGAAAUGGAGAUGGUGGCUAGUGGUCUCAAGAGGAAUUUACGAGUGGAACAAAGGGAACACUUGUUGACUAUGUACAGAGAAGUUUACGGUGCUGAAAAUCAGAACAUUGCAGCAGAAGCCCUAGCUCUGGGAUGCGAGGGACACCCAGCUGUGAAAUCCGAGGGUACUCCUGCAUCUGGACGUGAUAUACUGAUAUAAUAUUUGAGCUGUGGUUGGACUAUUCAACUAAUGCACAUAUGACUCCUACGCACUUUAAAGGUGAUUUACAGUCUUGCAGGUAACUCGGGAUUACAUGAUCAGUUAAACAGUAUGCUGAUCCCGUCCACCUCUUCCUCCAGUCGGCAGCAAAACAGUAUGCUGUGCCAUAUUUCUGACUCAUGUUUGAGAUUGCACUCAAAAUACAGACAGCCAACUAACCAAAUCCUUAAUACCUGAGAAUUUUAGUGGCCAAGUGAAAUGGAAGCGUUAAUCAUACAAUAUGAUUGGAGUAUCCAUAUGAAAUUACAAUUUCUAGAUAUUUUUUAUAUUUAGGUAUGACGGAUCAAUUCUAAGUGUUUAUUGGUAUUGUUCUUGGUAGCUAUAAUUAUUUUUUUAUGUAAUUUUAUUUUGUAUAAUCUAAGUUUAUCACUUCACUAUGAUAAACCUCAGUUUAAUAAAACUUGAUACCAUGUAGUUUUAUUGUACUCUAACUUUGAUUCUAUAUUAUUACAUCAUGAUGAUUAGAGUUGUUCCCAGUUUA